AUGAGAAAUCCCGAUGAAGAAACACUCCAAUUUGAAACAUUACGAGAUUGCCUCUCAGCCGCCGUCGUAGAACGCGUGACAAAACCAGCACCAAAACCAAAACGCCGCUCUAAAAAGACAAACCCCCGCCGGCCACCCAAAUCUCAACACGAUGCCUCAUCGGCCAUCACUAGCGUCGGUGACGAAGAUGAAAACACCCAGGUGGACGCAGACGACAUGAUCGACUUCACAUCUUACCUCGCCUCCGAAACCUUUGACUCCUUCCCCCCAGACCUCAAAUUCCUAUCCCACGCAACCCACACAGCCGAUCCGUCCCUCCAACAAUCCCGCUUCCCCCUAUCCCUAACCGGCGCCGACGUAGCGGACCUCUUACCCACCUUAUCCUCAGACGUCGCCGACUCCCUGGCGGCCUACCACAUCGUCGACCCGGCGAAACAAGGCGCUCACGAGUUUUUAGCGCCCGUGUUGACGGAGUACAUAUCCGCCCUCGUCGCGCCGCCGCCUCCGCCGCGGUCGACGCGGGAUUCUGUGGAGGGGUGCGAGCUGUGCGGACGGGACUGGAUCGGGUUGACGUAUCAUCAUCUCAUUCCGCGCAUGGUGCACGAUAAGGUUGUCAAGCGCGGAUGGCACCGCGAGGAGGAGCUGAAUAAUGUCGCGUGGUUGUGUCGGCUGUGUCAUUCUUUUGUGCAUCGGUUUGCGGGGCACGAGGAGCUUGCGAGGCAGUAUUAUACUGUUGAGUUGCUUCUUGAGCAGGAGGAGGUUGUGAGGUUUGCGCAGUAUGCUAGUCGGGUGAGGUGGAAGGGUAAGUGA
Colletotrichum phormii is the source of this 810-nucleotide messenger RNA. RefSeq names its product YisB protein. NCBI's taxonomy places the organism in Eukaryota, Fungi, Ascomycota, Sordariomycetes, Glomerellales, Glomerellaceae. Bases 1 to 810 code for a protein of 269 amino acids. The record is from RefSeq and is a predicted model, not a curated record. The transcript has a single exon.